This is a messenger RNA of Cokeromyces recurvatus, 150 nucleotides long. RefSeq lists its product as uncharacterized. The transcript has a single exon. Lineage: Eukaryota; Fungi; Mucoromycota; Mucoromycetes; Mucorales; Mucoraceae. The record is from RefSeq and is a predicted model, not a curated record. The annotation marks the transcript as partial.
GUACACCAGCACUUGUACCACCCUACUUUCAUUAGUGAUCCGCUCUCUUUUAUACUCAAUUUACUGCCCAUUUGGAAACCUAAAUCUCCUUUAUGGAUAGUGCAUUGGCCUGAAAUAUGUACCCUAUUGCCUGAAUUGGAUUAUUUAUAU